AUGGGGACGACUGUGACCAACAUAACCGAGUCCAAGUCCCCUAAGCAAUCACCCCCAACACGGCAAGGUUCCGUCGCCAGUGCCAAGAUCGACUCCAUUACCAAGUCGGACAUUGCGUCUAAUGCUCCGGCGACCAAGCCGCUUGCACCGCCGCCUCGACCAGGACAAUCCCAACAAGGAACAAAUACCCCCGAAUACUUCGCGCCUCAGGUUACCGGAGGCUCCCUCAGCCUGGAGCCCAAUCCGUUUGAACAGUCGUUUGGGGGAGGUGGCCCAGAAACGCCUGGAGGAACCAAACUGCCCAGCGUCGCUGCAUUGACGUCUCCGUCUUCUCUGCUGCCCGGUAGCAACGCGACUCCCUUCAACUGGGGUGGAGGUUCUUUGCGGACCGGUCCGCUCAGCCCAGCAAUGCUCUCAGGCCCUACCGACUACUUCGGCGACACGCAUCACCUCCGUGGCGGCUUCCCCACGCCAAACGAGUCCUCCCUGCGCACCGGACUGACACCGGGCGGGAGCGGGUCCAUGUUCCCGGCUCCAAGUCCCAACUCCGCCCUUUUCGCCCAGCUUGCCAGCGGCGGCGCCACUCCCAGCACCAUCGACUUUCAUCGAACUGCCCUGAGCGCUGCCGCAAAGCGUGAACAGGUCAACGGCCUGUCCCGAGCCCAACCAUCGGCACCACAGCCCCAGCCCGUCACAUCGCAACCCCAAGACAUGACCUCUGUCCCUGUCAUUCCCAAAGUCGAAGCCAAACCCGCAUCCGGUCCGUUCGACCCCCACGAUAACGACGCCGCCAACGGCCUUUAUAUGCUUGCUCAGGGGAGGAACGGAACUCAACCCACACCUCAGUUCACCGUGACAUCGGCACCUACCGCGCACGCCCACCCAGCCCCAGUAAUCCCACCAACUAUGAACACGUCGCCCCCUAUGGCCUCUAUCAAAGUCGAUCCGCGACGAGGCGUCAGUGAGAUGAGCAACGGGUCGGACGAAAGCGACCAGAAGCCCCAAACACGAGCCAAGGGCAAGAAAGCUUCCACAGCCACCAACGGCAGGAGGAAAGCCGACGAGGCGCCUGCCAGGGCGCCACCUGCAAAGAAGGCCAAGGCGAACAGUGGUGCAGCAAGCAGCAACGGUGACGAGGAUGAACAUUCUGACGACGACAUGGGUGGGUUUGAUGACGCUGGAAAUGGAAAGUCUAAGAUGACAGACGAGGAGAAGCGCAAGAAUUUCUUGGAGCGCAACCGUGUUGCCGCUCUCAAAUGUCGCCAGAGAAAGAAGCAAUGGCUUGCAAACUUGCAGACCAAGGUUGAGAUGUUUAGCAGUGAGAAUGACGCCUUGACUCAACAGAUUACUCAGCUGCGUGAGGAAGUUGUCAACCUGAAGACUCUUCUGCUUGCUCACAAAGACUGCCCCGUUACUCAGCAGCAAGGCCUUCAUGGAGCUUUCAUGUCACAGGUCGUUGAGCCUUUCAACCCUCAGAUGAACCCUUAUGGCAUGGCAGCCCCGAUGCCUGGCCAGCAAGUCAUGGCUGGCCAAGGUAUUCAGCGGCGUUUUUCUUAG
This is a messenger RNA of Trichoderma aggressivum f. europaeum, 1557 nucleotides long. RefSeq names its product transcriptional regulator family: bZIP. The transcript is spliced from 3 exons. Bases 1 to 1557 code for a protein of 518 amino acids. Gene Ontology annotation, molecular function: DNA-binding transcription factor activity, RNA polymerase II-specific; RNA polymerase II cis-regulatory region sequence-specific DNA binding. Gene Ontology annotation, biological process: regulation of transcription by RNA polymerase II. The record is from RefSeq and is a predicted model, not a curated record. Lineage: Eukaryota; Fungi; Ascomycota; Sordariomycetes; Hypocreales; Hypocreaceae.